Molecule: messenger RNA, 1724 nt
Organism: Anolis sagrei ordinatus
Lineage: Eukaryota; Metazoa; Chordata; Lepidosauria; Squamata; Anolidae
Gene: ANKRD53
Product: ankyrin repeat domain 53
Biological process (GO): regulation of mitotic cytokinesis; regulation of mitotic spindle organization; mitotic metaphase chromosome alignment
Cellular component (GO): spindle pole
Molecular function (GO): protein binding
Source: RefSeq, a predicted model, not a curated record
ACAACCAUGGGACUUGGGUCUUCCUGCGUUUUGGGUUUUGAGUCUCCUCGUUUCUUGUGCCUGCUUUGGGGGUUUGGGGGUGCGGAGGCUCCCCAGGGUGACUGUGCUUGUGCCCCCUCUGUCCCCCCCCCCAGCCCCUCCAAGGCCAGCAGGCAGUCUUCGGCGAAGGUCCGGCCCAAAGAGGUCCACUACGCGGCCAGCGUGGGGCACGUGAACUGGCUCCAGAUGUGCCUGCAGAAAGCCGAGAACCCCACCCAGGCCGACAUCAACGGCUUCUCUGCGCUGCACACGGCGGCCUUGCGCGGGCGCCUGGACUGCAUCGAGGUCAUGGUGGAGCGCUACGGAGUGGACGUGAACCUUCCCAGCCUGACCGGGUGGUGCCCCGUCCACCUGGUGCUCAGCAAGGAGAACGGGGCCCGGGCCCUCGAGUGCCUCAAGUUCCUCAUCAGCAAAGGGGCCAACGUCAACGUGCGGAACAACAACGGGAUGUCUCCGCUGCACCGGGCGGCCAGCGAGGGCCACGACAAGUGCGUCCGGGCCCUGAUCCGCGCCGGAGCAGACGUCAACGCCAAGGACGGCGAGGGGCAGAAGCCCAUUGACCUGGCCAGGAUGUGGGGCCAGCGGGCCUGCGCCAAGAGCCUCAUGGACGCCAUGUGGAAAGUGGAGAAGGCCCACGUGGCGAAGGAGAAGUGCAAACUGAACGGGAUCAAGGCGGAGAUUGAGGCCAGGAGGAGGCAGUUCCUGCAGAAGGAGCAGACGGAGGUGGACGCCUGCAACGCGCUGGCCUUUGAGGGCUGGCUGGCCAAGAAGCGCCUAAGCCCCCCCUCCCACCGGAUCCUGUCUUACCUGGAGAAGAGGCGCCUCUCCGUCUCGCUCCGCAAGUUCUCCAGGGGGGCGGUCAGCCCCACGGUGUCCUUCGUGCCCCCGCCGGCCCCGCAGGAGAAGGUCCGCACCAAGGAGCGAGGGCUCCGGCCCUGGAACCCCAGCACCAGCCUCUCCUCCCGGCCGGCCACGCACAUCUACCGGCCCACCGCCGUCCGGCUGGGGGUCGAGCCCGAGGAGGCCGCGUCCCCGGACUUCUCCUCCUUCCUCUUCCUCGCCCGCAACGCCUUCGGGGGGCCCGAGAUCCGUGUGGCCCCCGCGGGGAGGGUGCCCUUGGUGCCGGACCUGCCCUUGGAGGAGCUGAGGCGCGGGCUGUUCCCCCAGCGCUGGCCGCCCCGCCUGCGCCUCCCUUGGGACCUGCGCCCCAUGGACAUCCAAGGGCUGAAGCACAGGCGGGAGCCCCAGCCCCAGCACCGCUGGACCGACCAGCUGGCCCUCAGCCUGCGCCAGGCGCUGGACCCCGCCUGCGCACGCACCCUCCGCGCACACCUCUGCUUCCUCACGGGGGCCCCCUCCCCGGGGCCCAGGAGGGACUCCGGACAAGGGGCCACCACCUCCUCCUCCUCCUCCUCCUCCUCCUCGCACUCCACUUCCCUCCUCAGCAAAGGCAGCAGCACCCGCCAGGAAUAGCCGUCCACUCCUCUCAGGCUUGGACUCGCUCUCAUCUAAUUUUCAAAAGGCAAACUGCCCCCAAUUGUAUUGGCAGAGAAGAGCGGGCAUUGGGGUGCUGAAGGGCAUGCUCUCCCCCCCCACCAGUGCCCCCCAAGACAAAAGAAAUAGCAUUAAACCAGGAGUCUGUUUCUGAACUCUCGUGUCAUCACCCAGCCUGUGAUGGGCUUGGA